AAAAAACCAAAUGGGGCCAAACGUUGCGUGGCACUUAUUAGUUUAAUAGUAAGAGAACGGGAAGAGAGAAUCCUGAAUCACGCACGGCACUCACACUCCAUACGUUAAUCUAAGCGAAACCAGAAUCAGUCUCGCAGUUCUGCCAAAUGGGUUUGAAGGAGGAGUUUGAUGAACACGCUGAGAAAGCGAAGACCCUUCCCGAGUCAACAACCAAUGAGAACAAGCUUAUCCUCUAUGGGCUGUACAAGCAAGCCACUGUUGGAGCUGUGAACACUAGCCGCCCAGGAAUCUUCAAUAUGAGGGACAGAGCAAAGUGGGAUGCAUGGAAGGCUGUUGAAGGGAAAUCCAAGGAGGAAGCCAUGGGUGACUACAUUACAAAGGUGAAACAGCUGCUGGAAGAAGCAGGAGCUUCUACUUGAUGUUUUCGUAUGGUGUUAUUUGAUUCAAAAUAAACAUUGUACACUUACGUAUUGGUACUUUGUUAUAUCUAAAUGUGCGAAUGUAACGUCUAUGGGAUACUUUCGGUAGAAUGGUUGUACUUUUAGUUGUUUAAUUGGAGGGGUUUGCAGUGUUAGUGA
Pyrus x bretschneideri (Chinese white pear) is the source of this 578-nucleotide messenger RNA. RefSeq names its product acyl-CoA-binding protein. Gene Ontology annotation, biological process: fatty acid metabolic process. The record is from RefSeq and is a predicted model, not a curated record. NCBI's taxonomy places the organism in Eukaryota, Viridiplantae, Streptophyta, Magnoliopsida, Rosales, Rosaceae. The transcript is spliced from 4 exons. Gene Ontology annotation, molecular function: fatty-acyl-CoA binding. The coding region runs from base 147 to 419 and encodes 90 amino acids.